AGGGUACAUUUUUAAGUAUAGUAGCAAGCUAAGGUUUAUUUUUUCUCUCUACAGCUCUGCAUCCGCGCAAUGAAACCACGCAUGUGUUCAUCUGUGCUGCGGCAACGUGCAUCAAUUCCUCUUUGACCCCAGAGUUAAUCUGCAUUCAGAUUUAGAUUGACGCUCCAAUAUAUUUCUCAGUUGCUGGAUUUUAGUCUAUUCCGUUGCCGCUGUAUUUAUGUAGUUGUUACUGUUAUUUCUUAAAGUCGGGGAAGCUUGAUUAGAUUCAAUCGGUUUUGUGGCCGUUUUGCUCAACACCGCAGAGGGUCUACAUUUUCCGAACCGAACGCUAACACAAGUUGUUUAGCCUAUGCUAUGUGCGUGAUGUACCACAGUGAGGAUAGACAGUAGUCCAUCUGCAAUAAAGACGAAAAGAAGAUGGUGAUCAUUGCUCCUCCAAAUGUAGCAUCUAAAUGCUCGAAAGCGAUGGCGAAGCCUUCCUUCUCUCUAAAGCUAUUCCUGUGGGUGUUUUUACUCGCUAAUCUUCCUACAAGAUCCCUCCAGACUGAAAAUGACGAUGAUGUGACAAACAAAACGUGGGUGUUGACUCCCAAAGUGUAUGAGAGCGAUGUCACCAACAUCCUAAACAGCCUACUAGAUGGCUACGAUAACAAACUGCGACCAGAUAUAGGAGUAAAACCAACCGUGAUCCACACUGACAUGUUUGUCAACAGUAUUGGCCCAGUGAAUGCUAUCAAUAUGGAGUACACCAUCGACAUAUUUUUUGCCCAGACGUGGUAUGACCGGAGGUUAAAGUUCAACAGUACCAUGAAGGUCUUGCGUCUCAACAGCAACAUGGUGGGCAAGAUCUGGAUCCCUGACACCUUCUUCCGCAACUCCAAGAAGGCCGAUGCCCACUGGAUCACCACACCCAAUCGUAUGCUCCGGAUCUGGAACGAUGGACGGAUACUCUACACACUGCGGUUGACUAUUGAUGCCGAGUGCCAGCUUAAACUGAACAACUUCCCAAUGGAUGAGCACUCCUGUCCGCUGGAGUUUUCCAGCUAUGGCUACCCCAGAGAGGAGAUAGUGUACAAGUGGAAGAGAAGCUCCGUGGAGGUGGGAGACAUCCGCUCCUGGAGGCUCUACCAGUUCUCCUUCGUUGGCCUGAGGAAUACCAGCGAGAUUGUCAGGACUGUGUCAGGAGAUUACGUUGUGCUGACAGUUUUCUUCGACUUGAGCAGAAGGAUGGGUUACUUCACCAUUCAGACCUACAUCCCCUGCACUCUCAUCGUUGUUCUCUCCUGGGUCUCCUUCUGGAUCAACAAGGAUGCUGUGCCUGCUAGAACAUCCUUAGGCAUCACCACUGUGCUGACCAUGACUACGCUGAGUACCAUAGCCAGGAAGUCGCUGCCUAAGGUGUCCUACGUGACGGCCAUGGACCUCUUUGUGUCCGUAUGCUUCAUCUUCGUCUUUGCCGCGCUGAUAGAAUACGGAACACUGCACUACUUUGUAAGCAACAGGAAGCCAAGCACAAAAAAGGACAAGAAGAAGAAAAACCCGCUCCUCCGGCUAUUUUCCUCAAAGACCCCUACGGUGGACAUACGCCCUCGCUCAGCCACCGCCAUCCAGAUGAACAACGCCACCCACAUGCAGGAGCGGGAUGAGGAGUAUGGCUACGAGUGCCUGGACGGCAAGGACUGCACCAGCUUCUUCUGCUGUUUCGAGGACUGCCGCUCUGGGGCCUGGCGGCAUGGGCGGUUGCACAUCCGUGUCGCCAAGAUAGACUCAUACGCUCGCAUCGGUUUCCCCACCGCUUUCGGUCUCUUUAACCUGGUUUACUGGAUCUCCUAUCUCUAUCUCUAGAUCCAGCGUGUAGCCAGACGUAGAAUAUACGUUCUGCUCCAACAAGACCAUUUUUAAGAAGGGGACCCACUGAAAUGUUUUCCUUUUAUUUUUGUUUCUCUUUUAUUUCGUUAUUUGAUCAUUCAUAUUUUUUAAAGCAAAAGUUGUAGCAAACCCAAUAGGCAUGCAGGGAUCUGGAGUCUGAUAGUGGAACUACGACUGUGCUUUGUGUAAGCAAGAACCUAACUAAGCUCACCAUAGUGAUUCUGCAUGACUACGUUUCCCAGAUUCCCCUUGGUCAGGUAUUGGUUUAUGUAGAAGUUAUUCAAUAUCAGGGCCGCUUCAAUGUUUUAUUUGUAUCAGCCCUUAGUCAGCAUAUUAGAUCACAGUUUUUUUGUAUUAACAAGUUACGCAUGCGCUACAGAAGACAAAUGUCAGAUAUGACAUCAGCUUAUUUUCACAUGUUUUUAUUUAUCGCUAUAUUCAUCCAUCCAAAAUACAAAAAGCACUUUAAUAGUUAUAUAGGUUGAACAGUAAGUAUGAUUUUACACUUUACUUUGAUGUUUCUUUUAGCUAACUGUUAAACAUGACUUAAGCAGCGUUAAACAUGACUUUAGCAGUGUGUUAAACAUGACUUUAACAGUGUUAAACAUGACUUUAGCAGUGUUAAACAUGACUUUAGCAG
This is a messenger RNA of Oncorhynchus tshawytscha (Chinook salmon), 2509 nucleotides long. Its product is annotated as gamma-aminobutyric acid receptor subunit gamma-2. Gene Ontology annotation, cellular component: dendrite membrane; neuron projection; postsynapse. The record is from RefSeq and is a predicted model, not a curated record. Gene Ontology annotation, biological process: nervous system process; signal transduction; monoatomic ion transmembrane transport. The transcript has 10 exons. Gene Ontology annotation, molecular function: benzodiazepine receptor activity; inhibitory extracellular ligand-gated monoatomic ion channel activity; transmitter-gated monoatomic ion channel activity involved in regulation of postsynaptic membrane potential. NCBI's taxonomy places the organism in Eukaryota, Metazoa, Chordata, Actinopteri, Salmoniformes, Salmonidae. The coding region runs from base 418 to 1845 and encodes 475 amino acids.